This is a messenger RNA of Vespa mandarinia (Asian giant hornet), 589 nucleotides long. Its product is annotated as ADP-ribosylation factor-like protein 16. The record is from RefSeq and is a predicted model, not a curated record. NCBI's taxonomy places the organism in Eukaryota, Metazoa, Arthropoda, Insecta, Hymenoptera, Vespidae. Gene Ontology annotation, molecular function: GTPase activity; GTP binding.
UUACCGUGAAGUUUUUAUUAUUCAUAGAAUAAGUUAUAAACAUGUGUUUAUGUCUUGGUGCUUUGAAAUCUGGUAAAACGCUUCUGUUGAAACGUCUUCAAGGUGACGAAAUAGAUGAUGCGACUCACACAGUACAAACUAAUGGUAUCAAUUUAUUUACAGUAAAAAAUGAUACUGGUGAAUUUGACAUAAUUAUUAGAGAGAUUGGUGGUAAUAUGGCACCAAUAUGGAAACAUUACUUCGACAAGGUUUAUAAAUUAAUUUAUGUCGUGGAUACCAGUAAUCUUUGCCAAAUUAGUGCAGCUGGUGUUUUAUUGUACUCUACAUUAGUUGAGCCAAGAUUAAAAAAUAUAAAAAUUGCACUAAUUUUGAACAAGAUGGAUCUUUCUUACAGACAAAUGAGAAAUGAAGCUCUUCUAAUGCUUCAAUUUGCACGCUUGAAAAAAGAAAUUACUCAGGAGAUAAGUGUAAUUGAAACUAGUGGAAUAACAGGACAAGGUCUUGAAGACUUACGCAAUUGGUUAUUUGAUCCAUAUACUUUAAAAAUUGUAAAAAAUACCAAAAAAUAAAUUAUCGCAAAGUAAUAGUA